CAUCUCACCCUCUUCUGUGCUUCCAAGUAUGGCCAUCGCCAAGGCAAAAGUCCUCCUCUCCGCCCUUGUUUUCCUCUCCAUCUCCCUCCUCUCGGCCGCCUCCGUCGUGUCCUACGACAACAUCGACCCCCGGCGGCGUCUCGAGCAGUGCAAGCAAGAGUGCCGCCAGAGUCGACAAGGCGAGCAGCAACGACGCUGGUGCGAGCACCAGUGCGAGGAACAGUACCGUGAGCAGCAGAAAAAGGGCGGGAGGGAUGGGUGGGCCAACCGCGACCCCGAAGAGGAGCUCCGGCAGUGCCGUCAGCAGUGCCGGAGCCAGCAGCGUGAUCCGCAGAGGUUGAGAGAGUGCGAGCAACGGUGCGAGCGGCGGUACGAGAAAGAGGAGCAAGGCGGGAGCCGGAGAGAGGAUGUCCUGGAGAUGAACCGAGACCCCGAGGAGCAGCUCCGGGAGUGCCGGCAACGUUGUCAGCAGCAGCAGCACCGCGACCCACGCCAGUUGCAGCAAUGUCAGACGCAGUGCGAACAGCGCUACAGAGAAGAGCAAGGUCAGGGAUCGGAGAGGAACGGCGACAACAGAGAUCCUCAGGAACGGCUCCGGCAAUGCCAGCAACAGUGCCAACAUCAGUACCGCGACCCACGGCGGAUGCAAGAAUGCCAAAGCCGAUGCGAGGACGAGUACAGACAGGAGCAACAAGAAGAAGAGCGGCGACAUGGCGGCGGGCAGAGCGAUGAAGACAACAGAGAACCGGUCCAAGAGUACCAGCAGUGCCAGCGACGAUGCGAAGAGCAGUACCGGGAUCCACGACAACGGCAAGAGUGCCACAGCCGAUGCGAAGAGCAGUACAGAGAGGAAACAGAACAAAGGAGGGGCUCCGGCGGAAACCCGAAGCAGCCCGAGGAGGAGCUACAAUGGUGCCGUGAACGGUGCCGACAGCAGCACCGCGACCCGCGCCAGCAGCAGGAGUGCUCGAAGCAAUGCGAGGAACGUUACCGGGAGCAGCAGAAGGGACGUCGAGGGAUCGACCUGGUGAUAGAGGUGAAGUAG
Molecule: messenger RNA, 1045 nt
Organism: Musa acuminata AAA Group (dessert banana)
Lineage: Eukaryota; Viridiplantae; Streptophyta; Magnoliopsida; Zingiberales; Musaceae
Product: vicilin Car i 2.0101-like
Exons: 1
Coding region: 29-1045 (338 amino acids)
Source: RefSeq, a predicted model, not a curated record